Messenger RNA from Plectropomus leopardus (leopard coralgrouper), 1850 nucleotides. RefSeq names its product transmembrane protein 59-like (gene tmem59l). The record is from RefSeq and is a predicted model, not a curated record. NCBI's taxonomy places the organism in Eukaryota, Metazoa, Chordata, Actinopteri, Perciformes, Serranidae.
UGUGCGUGAUGAUGAUGAUGAUGAUGCGCGUGACGCCACGAGCAGAGGCAGAUCAGCGGAGCAGACAAGGACCCGGGCUGAGGCAGCAGCAGCAGCAUCCGCACCAGCAGCGCCGCCACAAAGGGAGCUCAGUGCUGCUCGAGGCUCGACUCUCCGCUCCUCCUCUCCAGGCUUUCAGAUGCUCCGGCUCGGCGGCAACAUGCGCGGCUUCUCGGCCCUGCUCUCCGUGCUCCUCGCCGGGCUCGCGGCGGCGUCCUCGGAUCUGUUUGACAACCAACUGGGCGACAUCAAUUACUGCAAAAAGCAAUGCCAGCUCACCAUCAAAAACAAAAGCCCUGCUAAAGACUCCAUAAUGAACGCCUGUCACCGCGGCUGUCGCCUCUACUCCAUCUGCCAGUUCGUCAAUGGCAACGCCGGCUUCAAUACCAGCAGGGAGGAGUGUCAGGGAGCCUGCCAGGAGGCAUAUAUUAAGCUGCUGGAGCAGGAAGCCUGCUGCACCGGCUGUGCCAGCCAACCCUCUGAACCUGAGAUCAAGAGGAGGAAGCUCAGGGCCAUGACUCUCCGCCCUAAGGUCCCCUCUGUGAUGGAGGCCGUGUCCAGCUGGUGCAACGACAUCGUCAGCUCUGCCCAGAGCUUCAUCUCCUCCACCUGGACCUUCUACCUGCAGGCUGAUGAUGGCAAAGUGGUGGUUUUUCAGAGCCAGCCAGAGAUGGAGUACUCUCUGCCCGAGCUGCAGGCUCCUCGAUCUAGCGUGGCGGAUAAACCCUGGCCUCAGGUCCAUUCCCACACCCAGAGACCCCAUGGUGUGAGGGGACAUGGUGAGAGGGGAGCAUCCAAAGCAGGAGGCAAAGGGAAGCACCCUGUCCAGCACACAGACGACCCCACCGCUGAGCACGACUUCCUCGGCUGCAUGUCAAGACGUUCAGGCCUUCCACGGUGGAUUUUGGCGGCCUGUCUCUUCCUGUCCAUCAUGGUCAUGCUGUGGCUCAGCUGUGCCAGCCUCGUCACCGCACCAGAGCAGCACAUCAAGACGCAGCUGAGCAUCAACGGAGAUAAAGAGUUUCUGGAUAAUGCCCACAAAGUCAACCCGUACCACCUGAGUCCUGUCAUCGCCGUCGCCAUGAAACAAUCAGAGGAGAGCCAGGAGGCGGGGCCGCUGCCUGUGAAAGUUGACCUCAACAAAACCUGCAUUUAGGAAAGGACCAACAAGAGAGCUGCUGACUUGUUUCCCAGGGUAACCAUGUCUGAAAUCCGCGGCCCGUUGGUGCAAGGGGUGAAACAAACACAUCACGGGACUCACCAGAAUUUUUAAAAAAACAUAUUUUUAAGAGCAUGGCACCCUCCCGUCAUUUAAAAUUAUGAAACAUCUAGCUUGGUCUUGUUGGUCUGCUGGCAUUUCAUUUCUUUGUACAGGCCAGAUUUCUUCAAGUCCAUCCUCAGAGUAUCCUUAAUGAUCAGCUUGCUCAUUGCUUAUUGAUAACUCAGUGCUCUGGAGACAAGCAGACGGGAUGGAUCACAGCUGCGAGCUACCAUAUCAUUUUUCAUGUCUAACGUAGACAGGAGGAGACAAACGCUGAUUCUAGAUUUAAUUUUGCCUCGUUCUCACAGAGAGGUUGGAUUAAUUGAUGGGUUGCUGAGAGCAAAAAAAAGGGGGUGUGAGAUAGGAGAGGAAGAUGGAAGAUGAAAGUAGCUGAAUACUUUGCGCUGCAGGAAUAAUUCAAAAUUUAUAAUCAUGUUUACCCCCUUCAUAGCGUAAAAUAAUUCUCACCAAGUUCAGAGAAACAAGCAUAAAUACUCCAAAAUCUAAAAUAAUAAUAAUGCCCACUGUCACCUUAUUCCUGUGUGUUUGU